This is a messenger RNA of Lycium barbarum (goji berry), 1863 nucleotides long. RefSeq lists its product as uncharacterized. NCBI's taxonomy places the organism in Eukaryota, Viridiplantae, Streptophyta, Magnoliopsida, Solanales, Solanaceae. The transcript has 4 exons. Gene Ontology annotation, molecular function: protein dimerization activity. The record is from RefSeq and is a predicted model, not a curated record. Bases 1 to 1863 code for a protein of 620 amino acids.
AUGCCGUGGGUGAUGAAGAGAUAUCAUACACCUGAUGGCAGAUUAAUUAUCAAAGAAGAGAAAGUUAAAAGGUUUGAGUAUUUUGAGGCUCACCGUAUUGAUGGACGGUUAAUGUUGAAUCUUGUUCCGUUAAAUGAUGACGUGUCGGAUUCCGAUGGUGAUGAUGAUGAAGAUGAAACGGAUGGUUGUGAUCAAGGGAAAGUUGAUCAGACGGCUGUGGAGAAUGGAUCGGCAUUGAUGAAUGGUGGAAUAAAGUGUUCGAGUUUAUAUGAAAACAUCAAUCAAGGGGGAGGAGAGUCAAGAAGAAAUGCUGAAGAUUUGAUGAGACAAAAACAAUCCAUUCAAAGUGUACUUGCUAAACAGUCUGAUCAACAAAAGUUAGAAUACCAAACUCGUUUAGAAGUUGCAAUUGAUGUCAUAAGAUAUCUUUUGAACCAAGGAUUAUCAUUUCGGGGGCAUCGUGAAGACGAAUCAUCUUUUAAUAAAGGUAACUAUAUUAAACUUCUUAGAUGGUAUACUAAACGAUGUGAUAAUAUUGCUGAUGCAUUUAAAAAAGCUCCAAAGAAUAAUCAGUUGACUUCUCCAUACAUUCAAAGGGAUAUUAUCACUGCAUGUAAGAUGGAAACAAUUAGGUAUAUCAUUAAGGAUUUAAAUGAUGAUUACUGUUCCAUAUUAGUUGAUGAAUCUCGUGAUGUGUCAUGUAAGGAGCAAAGGGCUAUUUUUUUGAGGUAUGUUGAUAGAAGGGGGAGUGUAAUGGAGCGAUUUAUUGGUAUUGUUCAUGUUCGUGAUACUAGUGCUUUGUCCCUAAGAAAUGAAAUUGUUGGUUUACUUGCUCAACAUUCUUUAAGCCCAUCUUAUAUGCGUGGACAAUGUUAUGAUGGAGCAAGCAAUAUGCAAGGAGAUUUAAAUGGGCUUAAAAUCUUGAUACAAAAAGAAAGUAAAGGUGCUCAUUCUAUUCAAUGUUUUGCUCAUCAACUCAAGUUAACUCUUGUUGCGAUUUCUAGAAGAUGUGAUGAAGUGCAGGAACUUUUAUCGUUGGUUUCUGAUAUAUUAAAUAUGGUUAGAGCUUCUUUCAAGCGUAGAGAUGAACUUCGUGAAUCUCAAGCAAAAGAAAUUGAAGAAGCAUUAUGUAAAGGCGAGCUUGAAACUGGUAGGGGCUUGAAUCAAGAACUAGGUCUUGCUAGAGCCGGUGAUACUAGAUGGGGAUCUCACUACAAAUCUUUUAAAAAAAUUAUUCUUAUGUUUGGCCCUAUCAUUGAUGUACAUGAUGCUAUUGCUGUUAAUGCCCGUUUUGAAGAAAAGUGUAGGGCAAAGGGAUAUCUUAAAGCAUGUUUAACAUUUGAGGUUGUCUUCAUGUUGCACUUCAUGCGCACUGUUUUAGCAAUCACAAAUGAGCUUAAUGCAGUUUUUCAAAAGAAAGAGCAAGACAUUGCAAAUGCCAUGCUACUUGUUGAAAUGGCAAAGGAGCGACUGCAAAAACUAAGAGAAGAAGGUUGGGAUUCACUUAUUGAUGAGCUUGAGAAUUAUAUUGUUGAUGUUCGUGACCAUGAUAAAAGGUUUUCCGAUCUUAAGGGACUUUGUGAUUUUGCGAAGAAACUAGUUGAGACAAAGAAACAUGGAACUUAUUCUCUCGUGUUCCGACUAGUGAAAUUUGUUUUACUUUUGCCAGUUGCUACUGCUACAGUUGAAAGAGCUUUCUCUGCAAUGAAGUUGAUUAAGACUGACUUACGAAAUCGAAUGGAUGAUGAGCUUUUGAGUGAUUGUUUGGUGUCUUAUAUAGAAAAAGAAGUAUUUAGUACUAUUUCUAAUGAGGAUAUUAUGGAUACCUUUCAAAAGAUGAAAUCUCGUCGAGGAGAAUUGUAA